AUGCCAAUCUCCCGCAAAAAGGCAUGCGAGCAAUGCAGACUGGCUAAGACCAGAUGCACUCUUGACCCUGUUUGCUUUCGGUGUUCGAAUAGGGGCUUAGAAUGCAAAUAUGCCGGAAAUUCGUGGCGCUCUAACCCAUACACUCGAACACAUCUGGCAGGCUUGCGACAAGGCCCGUCCGUAGUCAACCCUAGCUUUCCCACGGAAUCCCGCUCAACCUUGUUCAACUGCCCAACUCCAGGAACAACUACCUUAGCAGUCGAGGGUAUCAUUGGUGAUGAACUUACGUAUACGCUAAAUGAUAGUGAACCGCAUCAUUGGGACUACUCCCUCGUUAAUGACCCUCAGGGUACAUCGUGGGGCCAGUUGUUAUGGAACAAAGACAAGACAACACCUCUACCACCUCCUGCAGAGGUUCCCCGAGACACUACUUUCAUUCCUACACCCACGCUACGAUGGGACUCUAUUGGAGGAUCUCAGUCAAAAACUCCUCAAAGAAGUCACGCCUCUACCUAUGCUAAUGAUCAGUCCAUCGAAACCCCAACAACAACGCAAAGCUCGCUCGCGGGGGACUCUUUUUCAUCACCUAGAAGUGAAGGUGAAGAAGCUGAGGAGAUCGAAAAUGACACAACAAUUGGGAUAUAUGUAAAGCGUUACGAGAAUGUUGUUACCCACCGACGAAGCAUGACAAACGAACGAUCACUAAUGGCGAGAAUACUAUUGGGUCAAGUUCAUAACUUCCCAAUGAUGUUAAUCCGAGGAAGUAGGCUUCCACCUUUCGUCUAUCCUCAAUGCGUGUUGAGCAACAAACUCUUUCACCGUUGCACCGCAGCAGAUGGCACCCAUCAGUGCUUACCAAAACCACUGGCGAAUUGCGCCGUUUUGACCCGAAUGUUCUAUGGCCGAAACCCUGGCAAUGCGCAGAUCGUCUGGAAAGCGAUGUAUGACGAGCAGAGGCGCCUUUAUGAAGAAUAUCGUACUUACGAUGUACCAACACUACUAGCGGCUGUCCAGGCUACAGUGAUCUACCUCUUGCUCCAAGCGCAGGAUACAACAUCGAUCGCCAAGAAUAAUAUUGCCUUUUUGGCAGUAACGAUUUCUGCGUUGACAUCCAGCCUUCGCCUUCAAAGUGAUUAUGAAGAAGAUAUUUAUCAGACUUCAAACCUCAGCCAAGAAACGUGGGCUAUUUACGAAAGCAUACGAAGAACAGUAAACCUAUUCUAUGUGAUCAGAGUGGUAUUGAUUGUUCGAGACGGGAAGCCUCAGCGCUGUUGUACUCUACCGGCCACUCCUCUGCCUUCCGGGAGGGAUCUUUGGGACCAUGAAGCUACCGAAAUCUGGGCCCUUCGAUUACAGAGAUAUAAACGCCGAAUGUCAUCCAAUCGCGUCCUUACUAUCCAAGAUCUACUUGCCUACUCGAAAUAUGACCAAUCGAAUAAACGUAUGGAAAUAGAUACUCAGGUUCAAAAGGACUUGGCCACUUGGUGUGAAAGUCUGGAUGAGUUUGGAACUCUAGUAUGGAUGGCAUCAUCUGUUGAUCGGCAGUCUACAGAGCAGCAAACAAGUUCCUGUGAAAAUUAG
Messenger RNA from Xylaria bambusicola, 1581 nucleotides. RefSeq lists its product as uncharacterized. The transcript has 5 exons. Gene Ontology annotation, molecular function: DNA-binding transcription factor activity, RNA polymerase II-specific; zinc ion binding. The record is from RefSeq and is a predicted model, not a curated record. Gene Ontology annotation, biological process: regulation of DNA-templated transcription. NCBI's taxonomy places the organism in Eukaryota, Fungi, Ascomycota, Sordariomycetes, Xylariales, Xylariaceae. Bases 1 to 1581 code for a protein of 526 amino acids.